GACCAUAAGACUUAUUCAUUAAAAUUAUUCCUGAAGAUUUCAGUUCUGUAGUAGAAUAUAUUUUUCCUGUAGAAUAUAAAAAUAUAAAAAUGGCAUGCCUAUGUGCUGCUCAGCUUGUCUGUUGGAUUUGCCUAUUUUUCUCUAUUAUACUGUUCAUUGGAUUCAUAUCCGCUGUGUGGGAAGCAACAACUUCAAGAAGUGAUUUUUGUACGAGAGCACAGCUAUCUACUGGUGUCGAAUGCACAAAAAAAAUCCGAAAUCUCGAAUCGUCUUUAAUGAAAAUCAACAAAACAACCCGAUUCUUACGACCACCGUUCGAAUACCGAGAAGUCGUCAAGCAUUGUAAAAAAGCAGAGAACUGCUUGACCAAAAUUACUUGUGAAGAUGGACAAGACUUUGUAGCUGAUGUUUUAGACACAUAUCCUGCUUGUCAAUUUUUUAAGUUUUUCUCAGAAGAUUUCGAGAAGUGCGCGGAAAAAUUAAUCACAACAGCAAAGAACAGUACCUGCUUGGACACAUUAUUUAAUGCAAAAUACUUGGCAAAAUUAGACAGAUGCCAACAAUGGCAGGAUAUUCAGCCAUGCGUCUAUGAUGCAAUAUUUGAUGAAUGUGAUAAAGAUGGGAAUUCUACAUUUUUAGUGACUCGAUAUUCUGAAGUUGCUCCUGACUUCUACAGAGCAAUGAACUGUGAGCCUAAGUUUCAGAGGAUUGAUACAAAUGACAUUGAUUAUGAGAUAAUUGGCCUUGUUGGGCAAUGAGUUUUUAUUAUUUUAGAUUUAAAUUACUGUUUUCUUCAAGUUAAUAUAAUUGUAGAUUGGGAAAUAAAAAGGAGAAAUUCCAAA
Messenger RNA from Caenorhabditis elegans, 842 nucleotides. RefSeq names its product T20D4.11-like domain-containing protein (gene F59E11.6). NCBI's taxonomy places the organism in Eukaryota, Metazoa, Nematoda, Chromadorea, Rhabditida, Rhabditidae. The transcript has 6 exons. The coding region runs from base 90 to 758 and encodes 222 amino acids. The record is from RefSeq and is marked reviewed.